CAAAAGAUGGCGGACACCGCUGGAAAGGAGCAACUGAAUUGAAAGCAGUGAAAGACCUGGGCCUGGAAGGAAGGAUUACAGGAGAGAAGGCAGGCAAGAAGUGGGAGAAUCUAAAGAAACGUUACAAGGACCUGAAAAAACCAAAGACAGGCUCAGGUACAGAAAGCGGCGAAACAACGGUAUCCAACUGGCGUUACUUCGAGGCGAUGCAUGCCGUUUUGGGGGGAAGGCCAGCGAUAGAUCCUCCUGUGAUUGUGGCCUCUUUCAAGCCGGCAGAGGACCCCACAUCAUUGCUAAUGGCCAUUGUCGCACCUGAUCACGAACCCAUCGAGGAAGACAUCUCUGAGCCUGGAUCUACUCUUCAUCCCACCACCCCAGUUUGUCCCACUACACCAACCACCACUUGUCCCAACACUCCAGCUACUACUUGUCCACCCACCACUCCAGCUACUCCGAGCUACUCUAAGAGGAAGAGAGGAAAUAAUCUCAUUCUGGAUUUUCUUCAGGGUGAAUCUGUUAAGGAGCAGGAAAGGCACAAAGAAACAGAGGCCCAAACUGAGAGGUUUUUAACCCUCUUUGAAAAACUUGUGGACAAAAUGCCCCAACAAUAGUUAUGUUAUGUUGUG
Molecule: messenger RNA, 626 nt
Organism: Xyrauchen texanus (razorback sucker)
Lineage: Eukaryota; Metazoa; Chordata; Actinopteri; Cypriniformes; Catostomidae
Exons: 4
Coding region: 207-611 (134 amino acids)
Source: RefSeq, a predicted model, not a curated record